Dracunculus medinensis (Guinea worm) is the source of this 471-nucleotide messenger RNA. The record is from the annotation of a GenBank genome assembly. Lineage: Eukaryota; Metazoa; Nematoda; Chromadorea; Rhabditida; Dracunculidae.
AUGAGCAGUAAGAUGAGCGAUGAACUGGUAAAUGUGCAAAAUGGCGCUGCGAGUAAAUUAAAAACCGCGAAGAAUCCGAAAGAAAUAACGAGUGAAGAAUGGAAAAGUAUUCUCGAACCGUUAGAAUUUCAUGUAACCCGUGAAUCAGGCACCGAGCAAGCAUUUUCGGGUAAGUUUGAUAAAUAUUUUGAGAAAGAUGGCGAAUAUCACUGCUUAUGUUGUGGCGCAAAAUUAUUUGAUUCUGAUACAAAAUUUAAUUCGGGAUGUGGUUGGCCAGCAUUUUUUAAAUCAUUUAAUAAUGAUGAAAAUAUUGUACGUUUAUUGGAUACGUCACAUGGACGAAUAAGAACUGAAGUUCGUUGCAAGAAAUGUGAUGCGCAUCUCGGACAUGUUUUUGAUGAUGGGCCACAGGAACGCGGUGGAGAGCGAUACUGUAUUAAUAGUUGCUCUAUUAAUUUUAUCAAAAAUUGA